AUGAGAAAUUUAAAAUAUCUUAUUUUUCCAUUCCUUUAUAAAUCUUCAUUGCUUAAAUUAUCUACUCAGAGUCGAUAAGAUUCUUAUUCAAAAGUCUAUAACAAUUAGAAAUAAUAUAAGGUUGAACCAGAAACAAUAGUCUUUAGUGGUAAUUCUAAUACUAUGUUGGCUAAGGAAGUGGCAUAAUGUUUGGGAAUACAACUUGGGAAAGCAAUGAUGUAGAGAUUUUCUGAUGGAGAAUGCAACAUUUAGGUUUUAGAUAACGUAAGAGGAAGAAAUGUAUUUAUCAUUUAAUCGACAUGUCCUCCCGUAAAUGAGAAUCUAGUUGAAUUAUUUUUAUUUAUAAGUGCAUUAAGAAGAGCAUCUGUGAAGAAAAUUACAGUCAUCCUUCCUUAUUACGGAUAUUCAAGAUAGGACCACAAAUUAGAGAAAACUUAAUCUAUAGCAGCUGCAGAUAUUGCUAGGAUGUUAGAAUAGACUGGAAUAGAUCAUCUUGUUUCAAUUGAUUUACAUCGAGGACAAAUUUAAGGUGCGUUUUCCACUAAUGUACCUGUAGACAAUAUUAGCCCAUACAUCACGCUCAUUCAUGAAUUAAACAAUAAUCCUUUAUAAUUAAGUCCCCCAAACUAACUGACUUUAGUUUCUCCUGAUUUUAAUGGGGUCUCAAGAGCAAAGAAAGUUCAGGAUUAAUUAUCAAUAGCCUUCCCUAAUCUCAAGACAAGUAAGAAUCAAUUACAUCCAGUUGCUGAAGCAGAAAUUAGUCUAGUCGGAGAAGUUAAUGGCAGAAAUUGCUUAAUAAUCGAUGACAUAGUAGAUUCAGGAAGUACCCUAAGUAGAGCGGCUGAUAUCCUAAAAAGGGAAGGAGCUAAAUCGGUUAUGGCAUAUGCUACUCAUCCAGUUUUUUCAGGAAGAGCUGCAUUGAAUUUAGGAAUUUCAAAUUUAUCAAAGAUUUACAUAACUGACACGAUACAAGUCAAAGAAUUGGAUAAAUAAAUUUUACAAGACAAAUUGAGUGUUUUGAGUGUGGCACCUCUUUUAGCUGAAACAAUAUACAGACUUUAAAAAAGAGAGAGUUUGCAUGAGCUGUUGGGUGCACAUAAUAUUUGA
Messenger RNA from Paramecium tetraurelia, 1107 nucleotides. RefSeq lists its product as uncharacterized. NCBI's taxonomy places the organism in Eukaryota, Ciliophora, Oligohymenophorea, Peniculida, Parameciidae. Gene Ontology annotation, molecular function: magnesium ion binding; ribose phosphate diphosphokinase activity. The record is from RefSeq and is a predicted model, not a curated record. The transcript has 4 exons. Gene Ontology annotation, biological process: purine nucleotide biosynthetic process; 5-phosphoribose 1-diphosphate biosynthetic process. Gene Ontology annotation, cellular component: ribose phosphate diphosphokinase complex; cytoplasm.